GGUGUCUUAAUGCGAGAAUGCCUGUGACUGGCUGUCAGAAUAUGGUUAGCCAGCAAGCACUGCGUGCGUUUGGUUAUUCAACGUCCCGCUUCGGCCGACCUAGUCUCAGAUCGCUCUCCGCAACAGCUGCACCGCGACGACAAACCAUGACCACUGCUGCAGCUACACCAAUAACAUUUUGGGACAUCACCCCAAGCCCUGGGGGAUGCCCCUUUGCUCAGCGAGCGUGGCUGACUUUGGAGGAGCUGGGAAUCCCAUACGAGCACAAGCUGGCGGAUCCGGCUAAUAAGCCAAAAGAAUUCACGGACUUGUACGCCAGUAUUGUUCAAAAUACAGACGACUCCGCCAAGGUCCCCACCAUCAUCGAUGGCGAUGAGAAGCUGACAGAAUCGCUGGUUGUUGUCGAGUAUCUGGAUGCCAAGUAUGGGGGUGACACGCCCAUCAUUCCACGUGACCCUGCGCAACUCGCAAAGGUGAAGCUCUUUGUGGAGCUGUUCAGCAGCAAAUUCCAGACGCCCUUCUUCAAGAUCCUGCGCGCUGGCAGCGAUGAUGAGCUGGCCCAGCUGAAGCAGGAGUUUGCACACAACCUUGAGGUGUUGGACAAUUUCAUCAAGGCGUCAGGCAGCGAGGGCGGCGGUUAUUUCUUGGGAGAGCGGUACAGCUUCGCGGAGACGGUCACAACGCCCUUCGUGAGGCGCGCAUUGGUCACCCUUCCCCACUUCAAGGGUGUUGAUCCGCUGGAGAUCGCUAAGUCCAAGGGCCUCGACCGCCUUGUUGCCUGGAUCCAGGCUUCAAUGGACAGAGAGUCUAACAAGAAGACAGGCCCGUCCGACGAGGCCAUCAUUGAAAGCUUCAAGAAGUUUAUUACUUGAUACAGGAGAGUGCUUCUCACUUGAUUGCCUUGCACUCAGCUGGCUUGGCUGUUUGAAAAACUGGGAAGGGCAGGAAAGCAAUGCAGCGGCAUUCAUACGCAAUGGCAGCGGCAGUGAAGACCGUGGAGCGUAGGAAGAGUGAACAGGGGUGUUUUGCGAGAGGGGCAGUGGGGAAUGAUGGCGUGAAAGGACAGAAGAACAGAGCGAUUUGGUGUCAGCCACUUCUGGGAUGCAUGCAUGCUCACGAUGCGAAGUAGACCUGUGCUUCUUCAUGUAGAUGUGUAAUGAGCUAGAUACUGAUGUAUGAGCUAGAUAUCAUAUGGGCGGAGGCCAGAGCUAUAAAUUGUGGGCAGCUUCAAGCUUCAAGCUUAAAGUUAAAGCCAACAUUUGCUAUGAACCAGAGACAGCAUGGGCCACAGAGCUCUGAUCGUGCUUGCAAUCUAUGAUGUCACAUGC
Molecule: messenger RNA, 1328 nt
Organism: Coccomyxa subellipsoidea C-169
Lineage: Eukaryota; Viridiplantae; Chlorophyta; Trebouxiophyceae; Coccomyxaceae
Product: glutathione S-transferase
Exons: 7
Coding region: 147-872 (241 amino acids)
Cellular component (GO): cytoplasm
Source: RefSeq, a predicted model, not a curated record